AUGUAUUACUGGAGAGAAGUGAUUUAUGAAGAUCUUCCAUACGAUGACAAUUAUAUGAUCGGAAAAUAUCCAUAUCAUAUACCAGCUAACAAUGAUAUCCUUGCAUUGGGAUACCAUGCUCAAAGUGAAUUAAUGUUAGCUACAGUUGGGCGUAUUCGUCCUGGAGUUCCAUCAACACUCAAUGCCUUUUGCGUGUCUGAUUAUGAAAAGGGCACGAGCCCCCAUAUUUGGGGCUUUCCUGACUACGAAAGGAACACCUUGAAGACGUCAUUUUAUGGUGACAGAGACGAUGCCCGGCUUCUAAGGAGAAAAAAUAAAUAUUCCGCUGGAUAUUUUAAUCAUUUCUACAGCAAUUAUGCAACUCCACAGAACUCUAAAGAGGAUUUCAGUCUUAUAGAAAUUUACGGUCCUUUAGUGGACAAUCGUUGUAACCGUCUAUUCGUCAUUGACGUUGGAAUCAUCCGCUAUGGCGCUACGGAAGUCUAUCAACCACAGAAUCCAGCACUAAUUGUCUUUGAAUUGCCACCCCAUGGAUGCGAAACCCGAAAAUUCCCAGUGAUCCGACGUGUUGAACUUCCCCAACACGUUUGGAAGAAUCCUUUAGGCUACAUGUUCAAUACCUUGGAUUAUAAGCCGAAAGGAACUUGUGAUGAUGUUUUUAUGUACUCCAACAGUCUCUUUGACAAUAACCUCCUCGUAUAUGAUUACAAAAAUAAUGAAUUCUGGGCUUUCGAUCACCCCUCAAUGCGACCUAUCACUGUUGAAUCUAACCUUUUCUUGGCUCCGGAUUACCAGUGGCAACUUCCAAUGGGAAUUGUGAAUGUGGCUCUUGGAUGGCCAGAUAAAAAGGGCAAUCGGAAUGCUUACUAUUUCCCAGGAGCAAGUACAGGAGAAUAUGUUGUAUCAACCAAAGUCUUAAAGGAUCGAAAACGAGCCCCUAUAAACUACCAUCCUGAAGACUUUUCCCUAAUUGCAUACCGUGGAUGUGAAUCACAAGCCAUUAAGCAAGUGUUUGAUGAAGAAACUGGUGUGAUGUUUUUCGGUGAGAUGCAAUCAAAGAGAGUCCGAUGCUGGAAUACCCAACUACCCCUAAAUCCUGAUACGAUAGGGACUGUAUUUGAAUCAGACAUCAUUCCUUUUAUUGCAGACCUCUUCAUAGAUCCAUAUGGAUAUCUCUGGUUUCAUUCUAAUCGUCUUCCUCUUAUGUUCACAAGGUAUAAGAACUAUGAAGUGGAAGAAAUGUACUACUGGCGAGAUGUGCAUUACGAGGGCUUACCUCUCGAUGGUAAAUUGAGGAGCCCGGAGCAUGAACUGGGUUUACAUUUUGCACGAGCCAAAGCUGCGUUCCCAUUUUAA
Phlebotomus papatasi is the source of this 1356-nucleotide messenger RNA. RefSeq names its product L-dopachrome tautomerase yellow-f-like. The record is from RefSeq and is a predicted model, not a curated record. The transcript is spliced from 3 exons. NCBI's taxonomy places the organism in Eukaryota, Metazoa, Arthropoda, Insecta, Diptera, Psychodidae. The coding region runs from base 1 to 1356 and encodes 451 amino acids. Gene Ontology annotation, cellular component: extracellular region.